CGCAGUGUAAAAAACAAUAACCAAAGGCAUAUUGUACGUUAUACUGCUGUGAUAGUGUCAAACGUCGGCCGAACGCGAGCAGUCGUCGCUAAAACUCGAUAUCUAAUUUUUACAAGUACACAGUAUAUACGCACUCGGUACGAAGAGGUGUACACAGCAAUACUAUACUGCAUAAUAUAUAUACGUCGUGUGCUGCUGCUGCUGCUGCUGCUGCUGCUGCUGUGACGUUUCGAAGGAGUGACUCAGGCUGGGGAAAAACAAUCGUUGGCUUGGCACAAUCCUAUCGUCUCUCGGUCUCGGAAGAACAGUCGUCAAAAUCAUCUGGUAUUCUUGAAUAAAGAAAAACACCAUCAUGCCGAUUCUGUCGAGUUACAACAGCAAUUUCACCAAGUUGCUCGAGAAGGCAACGAGCAAUCUCAAUCUCGAGCCAGAAUGGCCAAAAAUCAUGAGUAUUUGCGAUAUGAUAAGACAAGGCGACGUCCCACCAAAAGUAGCUUUGGCUGCCAUUAAUAAGAAAAUUACCAAUGAUAAUCCUCACACUGCUAGUUUUGGUUUAUUGGUGCUUGAAUCUUGUAUUAAAAAUUGUGGCUCAAUAAUGCAUGACGAAGUCUGCACUAAACAGUAUAUGGAGCAAUUGAAAGAUAUCGCAAAAAAAACUCAACAAGAACCUGUAAGAAACAAAAUAUUGGAAUUAAUCCAAGCAUGGGCCAACGCUUUUAGAGACACACCAAAAUACAGAGCAGUGCAAGAUACAAUGCGCAUUAUGAAAGCUGAAGGUUUUGAAUUCCCUGCCUUACAAGAAAGUGAUGCUAUGUUCGUUGCUGAUAAUGCUCCUGAGUGGGUCGAUGGUGAAACGUGUCAUCGCUGCAGAACAGCUUUCAGUACCUUUGUGAGAAAACACCAUUGUAGAGCUUGUGGCCAAGUUUUUUGCCACCAAUGUUCAGCAAAAACAUCUACCAUACCAAAAUAUGGCAUUGAAAAAGAAGUUCGUGUUUGCAAUACCUGCUAUGAUUUAGUCAACAAACCUGUGGUUGCUAUUAAACGGGAAGAAUCUGAUCUUCCUGCUGAAUAUCUAACCAGUUCUUUGGCCCAACAACAGCAAGUACCGCCACGAAAAACUGAUGAGGAACUCAGAGAAGAAGAGGAAUUACAAAUUGCUCUAGCAUUGAGUCAGAGUGAAGCUGAACAUAAGGAACAAGAGAAGAAACGGGUUACCAGUGCCAUUAUCUCCAAUUCAGCUUCCUCUUAUUCUGCUGCUGCAUUUUCAAAUUCAACAUUUUCAAAUGUCCAGUAUUCACCACCACCAUCUCCAGGACCGAGUCCAUCUAAAAUUCAGGAUGACGAAGAUGUAGAUCCUGAGCUUGCUAAAUAUCUCAAUCGCCAGUACUGGGAACAACGUCAAUCUGCCUUGGAAGAACAAAACUCUAGGCUAAAUGUAACUAGCCCUUCAGCCCCUAACAUGGGGAGUCCAAUGCCAGCAAAGAUCAUUCCAGUAAAGCAACAGCAUCAACAAAAUGGUGAAGUUGAUCCUGAAAUGAAAAAUUUUGUAGAAAACUUAAAAUCGCAAGUAGAGAUUUUUGUCAACCGAAUGAAAAGCGAUUCAUCAAGAGGGCGAUCUAUCGCAAACGAUAGCUCAGUGCAAACACUUUUCAUGAAUAUUACAGCUCUGCACUCUAAACUAUUGAGAUAUAUUCAAGACCAAGAGGAUAAAAGAGUUCACUUUGAAGGUUUACAAGACAAGCUUACACAGAUCAAAGACGCCAGAGCUGCCUUAGACGCAUUGCGUGAAGAGCAUCGCAUAGCCGUUUUGCGCGAACAACAAGAGGCGGAGCGCAAAAAACAAGUCUUGAUGGCUCAAAAGCUUCAAGUGAUGCGCAAAUCGAAACAGGAACAUUUGCAGAUGUUACGCGAAGAAGCUCUCAAUCGUAUUCAAGAGCAAGAGCGGGAAAUGAAAUUACGAGCUGAACAACAAAAACAGCAGUACAUGAUGUCCGGUGGUUAUCAACUUGGGGGAUAUGUCGAUAUGCCUGGUGGUCCUGGCUCUCCCGUACGACAGAUGCCGUAUCCGAUGCAAGAGCCAACUUAUGGCACUAUCACUCAAACUGGUGGCCAGCCUAUUUAUUCGUAUCCAAUGGCUGCCACUGGUCCUACAGAUCCGUAUCUAAUGAAUGCUACAGCAGGAUAUAUGUUGAAACAACAUCCACAACAAACAAUGCCUGAUCCUGCAGCCUAUAAUAAUCAAACUCUCGGUGCUGAAGGACUACCCUUAUCUGGCCAAGAAAGUUUAGGAAAAGUCACUGUAUCUGGACCUGGUAUGAUAAACUCACUUUCAACUUUACCUGAUGUUGAAUCACAACCUCAGUCACAGCAGCAGCAACGACAUUCCUUAGCUCCAGAGCAAGUAAAUUCGGUUUACUCUCAUCAUCAAAAUCCCUCACAUUCAAUCGCUAGUGGUUUAGGGCAGACAAUGAUGGCUGGUCAAAUUGACCCCUCGACACAAAAUGUAGGUAUGGUACCAGCAGGACACAACAGUCUUAACAUGACAUUGCCUGGACAAAUGAGUAUGCCAUCUACCACCAUGUCCUUACCAGUUUCGCAUCAAAUUAGUAAUGGACGAAUGGAAGGCGGACCACAGCACGCGCAAGCAGCAGCUCAACUUCCUCCAGCUGUACCACAAAUGCAGGGAGCUCAAAAAUCACCAAUUGCUCAAACCCACUCAAAAAUGACGUCUUUGCAACAGUUGGAAGAAAUGACUCAACGAAUUCAACCUCAGACGCGACAUUCGCUAAUGACCUCUCAUUUAAUGGGUCAGCCACAGGCCGAAGCAAUGCAUCUUCAAAUGAUGCAACAGCUGCACGCCGAGCAACAAGCAUUGAAACAACAGCCCGUUCAGCAACCGCAACCGAUUCAACAGCAGCAACUUUUCCAACCGCAACAGUCACUUCAACAACAACAACAACUGCAACAACCGAUGCAACAACAACCACAACAUCAACAGCAACAACAACCUCCUCUACAGCAGCAGCAACCGAUGCAGCAGCAACCGAUGCAACAACAACAGCAACAACCUUCUCUACAGCAGCAGCAACCAAUGCAGCAGCAGCCGAUGCAACAGCAACCAAUGCAGCAGCAACCUUUACAACAGCCAGCGGACACGCGUAAAGAGCCAGAAAAGAAAGAACCAGAGAUAGCAGAACUUAUUUCAUUUGAUUAAUUAUUUAAACAAGCAUUUAUGAUUUUAUUACUUUUACAUUUACAUUGUUUUAUUAUCUUUACAUUUUAAAUAGAUAAUUCUGAAACUUGAGUUGACAAAUGUUUUUGUUAAUAAAGAACGUUAUAAAUAUUAUUAACAAAACUAGUUAUAUGUAAUAUUAUUAUAUCUGUACGAUUAAGAGUACAGGAAAAAUAGCUUUGUUAUUAAAUGCAAUAUAGAUUUAAAUUUAAACGAUUAUUUUUCUGCGUUGCAAAGGAAAAAGCACGAACCGUGCACGGUCGCGUGCACCGAAAUAAUACGACUGUCGCCUCAGAAAUUUUUUAAAAGUUUAAUGUUUAUACGUGUACACUUAUAAAUUUUUUACUAGGAAAAUUUUAAUGAAAAAAUCUGUAAAAAAAAGAGCAGAGUUAUAAUAAACUUGACAUUGUUUCGUAAUUCAA
Trichogramma pretiosum is the source of this 3654-nucleotide messenger RNA. It is a transcript of the gene Hrs, whose product is annotated as hepatocyte growth factor-regulated tyrosine kinase substrate. The record is from RefSeq and is a predicted model, not a curated record. The coding region runs from base 353 to 3214 and encodes 953 amino acids. Gene Ontology annotation, molecular function: ubiquitin binding; phosphatidylinositol binding; metal ion binding. Lineage: Eukaryota; Metazoa; Arthropoda; Insecta; Hymenoptera; Trichogrammatidae. The transcript has 8 exons.